AUGGUAUCAAAGGAAACUUCAGAACAAAUAUUUCAACGCCUCAAAGAAGAUCCACUCAACAAUGUAUGCUUCGAUUGCUCUUCAAGAAAUCCAGACUGGGCUUCUGUGAGCAAUGGAAUUUUCUUAUGCCUUCAAUGUGCAGGGAUUCAUAGGGGUUAUGGAGUACAUAUCAGUUUUGUUAGAUCUUUAUCAAUGGACACAUGGACUAUCAAACAGCUUAAAAUUAUGACAGUUGGUGGCAAUAAAGCAUUAGCAGAUUUCUUUGCAAAUUACAAUAUCCCAGCUGAUCUUCCAUCCAAUAUUUCUAAGUAUAAGACUCGCGCAGCCCAGUAUUAUCGUGAUAAAAUAAAGAUCGUCGCAGAAGGAAUCAACUAUGAAGCACCUCAGCCAAUACAAGAAGUCGGAAUCUUGCCAAUUGAAGAAGAGGAAAGAAAGUUUCCAGAACCUCCACGUCAGCAAGCUGAACAAUCGUCAUCAGGCUUUUCUUGGACUAAGACCUUUGGCUCUGCUCUUACUAUGACCCAGAAUAUUGGGAAAAAAAUUGCUGACAAAACAAAAGAAAUCAGUCAAAAACCUAUCGUACAGGAAUGGGAAGCAAAAACAAAGCAAGCCUUUUCUGCAGCUGUUGAAAAAACAAAAGAAUGAAGUGAAGCUCCUUCAGUACAAAACAUUAAAGAAAAAACCACAAACGCAAUUAAAGAAAUCAGCCAAAGCUCAGCAGUGCAAAAUAUAAAAGAUAAAACAAAAAGCGCAUUGACUUCUAUUGCAGGAAAAGCCAGGGAAACUUAUGAUUCAAUUCAUAGCAGGCCUCAAGACCAGGAGUCUAGCCAAGAAUAUGAAAGAUUACCAAGUCAAGAAAAUGAAAGACUGCCAAAUCAAUAA
This is a messenger RNA of Blepharisma stoltei, 882 nucleotides long. The record is from the annotation of a GenBank genome assembly. Lineage: Eukaryota; Ciliophora; Heterotrichea; Heterotrichida; Blepharismidae.